This is a messenger RNA of Dermacentor andersoni, 8423 nucleotides long. RefSeq names its product wiskott-Aldrich syndrome protein family member 3 SCAR (gene SCAR). Lineage: Eukaryota; Metazoa; Arthropoda; Arachnida; Ixodida; Ixodidae. Gene Ontology annotation, cellular component: cytoskeleton; SCAR complex. Gene Ontology annotation, biological process: actin cytoskeleton organization; positive regulation of Arp2/3 complex-mediated actin nucleation. The record is from RefSeq and is a predicted model, not a curated record. Gene Ontology annotation, molecular function: Arp2/3 complex binding; protein kinase A regulatory subunit binding; actin binding.
CGCAAUUAUUUAUAUGAGAAUAGUUAUCAAAAGAAGUGUCAUCUAGGUCGCCAUCUUGUGCUGAAGGUUGUGCAGGAGUGCUCGGGUGGUUAGCGAAAUGUUGUUUUUAGAGUGUUUCAUCGCAAGUUCUUAACAUAUCGGUUGCGUGUAGGUUUUAAUCUACUGAAGAAAGUGUCGUCGGCAACGGGUCGUUCCGACACGGGGUGCCCGUAUAGAAUUUAGAUGUAAAGUGUGUGGCUGAGCAGCCCGAGGCAGGCAGGCGGCAAUGCCACUGGUGCAGCGGCUGAUCGAACCUGUGCACGUGUCCCGGGGCACCUUGCCCCUGGAUGCAAGAGGUGCUCCUGCAGUACAGGUUCCUAGUGAGCUUGAAUGUGUGACCAACGGCUCCUUGGCCAAUGUCGUGCGGCAGUUAUCAUCGCUGUCCAAGCACGCACACGACCUCUUUGGUGCCCUGUUCCAAGAUGCCACAGCCCUGGUCACCCGAGCGGCAGCCCUCCAGGAGAGGGUUGACCGGCUCGCUCUCAAGGUCACCCAGUUGGAUUCAACAGUGGAAGAAGUGUCGCUGCAAGAUAUACACAUGCGCAAGGCAUUCCGCAGUUCCAUAGUGUAUGACCAGCAGGUGGUGUGUCGAGGGACCAUGCCAGCAGGCAUGCUCGAGAUGUACCAAGCAUGCGACAAGCCACCGCCCCUGGACAAGCUGAAUCCAUACAGGGAUGAUGGAAAAGAUGGUCUCAAGUCAUACACAGACCCCGGCUAUUUCUUUGAGCUCUGGAGGCGGGAAAUGCUCAAGGACACAGAAAGGAUAAUGCUUGACAGGGGCAAGAAACUGGUGCAUUCAAAGGACGGAGCUGAGCCCAACCGAGUUCGGCCCGAAGGCAAGAAGCACAAGAAGGUGCGGCAACCCCACAACACUCGGGAACGCUACCGCCAGCUGGCCACAACACAGGAGUUUCUGGACCACACGCCCAUCUAUGGGACUACCACUCCGUACAACAACGCCAGGGCACCUGCGCCAGGGGUGCCCCUGCCUCACGUUCCGCUGCAACAGCAGCCGCAGGCACCGCCUGCCACGCUGCCUGAUGGGCCCGUGCGCCCCAGCAGCCUCGAGCUGGCACCCGGCGCCCACUAUCCGCCUCCCCCGCCCGCCUACUCGGAGCACGUCCCGCCACAGUCGCCGAACCACUAUCCACCGCCACCACCUUAUGUGGAGCAGCAGCCCGCACCCUCGCCAGCCAAUGGAAAUGGAACGCCAUCACGCAGGCCUCGCCCCAGCCAGCCACCUCCGGCCCCGCCCACAGCCGGCUCUGUCUCCAGUGGCACUUCUUCGCCAAGCAUCACGGGAGGCACUCCAUCAAGUGGGGCCAGUCGCCAUCGGACGGCAAGCCAAAGGGAAACCCUUCCACCACCACCGCCACCUCCCGAAGCUGGGGGCCCCAUUGUCCCCUGCGCUGUGGAGGCUCCGCCACCUCCAGUGCACCAGGCCAGUGUGGACAAUGGAGCCGACAACAUGGAACUUCCUCCGCCGCCGCCGGCACCCGAUUCUGCGAUGGACUCUGCAGUGGGAGCUGGUGUGGCUGUGGCUCCACCUCCUCCGCCGCCACCCCUGCCUCCACCCAAUGGGGUCACGGCGGCCCCAGCAAUGGUCAAUGGAGGCCUGUCCAACGGCAUGUUGGCAGAGUCUGAGAGCUCUGGCUCCAGCAAAGGAGGGGUCCAGAAGGAAGAAAGGGCAGCGCCUGCCCCUGUCAAAGGAACAACUCCGGCACCACCGACAGAUCCGAGAAGUGACCUCUUGGCUGCGAUCAGAGAAGGCAUCAAGCUUCGGCGAGUAGAAGACUUCAAGCAGAAGCAGGUGGAGAAAGCAGCACAACCUCAUGAUGUGGCUUCCAUUUUGGCUAGGAGGGUGGCCAUUGAGGUGUCUGACUCAGACUCCGGCUCAGACAGUGAAUAUGAUAGUGACUGGGACAAUGAGACAGAAUGCUGAGGGCACAGUGAAGAUGGUUUGUCGUCAGCGCUGUGGGGAGCUCGCUCGUCGCAGCUGUCCAUGGAUGAUGGGGAGGGAGUGUUGCCUGUGCAUUUGCUAGUCUGGUGUGGCCACAAGUCUUUCCUGAGGUGUGCAUGCUUCACCGAAAGCUGCUCAGGUUGAAGAGUGUGGCAGAUAACUCGUUCAGUAUUCUUAACGUCCACUGCCUGGUGCUUGGCAGUGGUUUUAUUUUGUGUCGCCCUGUGCAUUAUUAGGUCAUUGGCCUUCUUGGGGCGAGGGCAAGAACAGUGAAGGAAACUGAUAUCCCAUUCCAAAAUUUUUAUUACGCCUGCGUAUGGAGAAAAUAGUGGCUUGUCGAUGAGGGCCAUCAUGCAACUUUAUUACAAAUGCUCUUCUCAUAGCAGCGGGCUCUCCAAGCUGCGGGAAAGAAACUGCAAUAUGUUGAUGUGUUUAUGCGAGAAUGUGUUGCUCCGCUAUCUCUCUGCUGAGGGCGUCUUAGUGUUUUUAUCAAUUGCGCUUCUCAGUUUAACACUUUUUAAAGUUAUAGUAUUGAAAGCCUGUCACUGAGUAAGCGAAAACUAAUCUUUGCGUAAUCAAGUUUUUAAGUGUUUAGUGGUGCAAGAAGUCAUCUGCCUCUUUCCUGCUUUGACGUUGAAAAAUUGCUGUUUUGGUCGUGCUUUUUAAGUGCAACAUUACCUCUCCAGAAUGCCAAAGAUAGGUUGGAGUUGCAAUCUUUAUUUUCUUCUUUUUUUCUUUUUAACUUAGGUUUCAUUUUUACUGCUGCUUCUAAAAUCGUCACCCCCUGCCAUAAUUGCCUGUGUGUCGGCCAUGAUGGAAUGUAUUGAAAUCGGAAUGUGUAACAUGGGGUGGUUACCUAGUGCUGCUUCGCUAUGCACUAAGUUGUACUGGAACAUUGAGGGGCCCUCUCUCUAACUUUUUUGUUGUUUAAGUUGAAGGUGUCUCGUCGUCGGUAGUUUAGCCCACUUACAAGUGUUCCCAAGCGAUGAAUUUUAUUUUGAGAGGACAAGGAGACUGCUGUCGCAGUCUUGAUAGUGCUCGGCAGGGAAGCGGUGCUGCGUUAUGAAUCGGGCUGCGAGUGUGCUGCCUGUACAGCAGCAGUUGUGGCCUCGUGUGUGUGAGGCUGGAGGGUUGCUGGCCAGAUGUGGAGUUGCAGCAUGCACGAGCAGAGUUAUGUGUAACUUGGCCUUCCACUCACUGAGCACUGUCAUGUGGUUGGAAAACAACCAUGCUCUGAGGAGAAGCCAGCAUUAAGGAGAAACUAAAAAGGCCAUUGCCUCAGUGCAGGUUAAGCAACUUGUUUGCUUACAAAGCUGCUUUCAGAUUUGUUCUUUUUUUUGUUUGUUUGGUGUAAACUGUAUAAAAAUUUGGUGGUUGUUGCCAUUUGUAGUUUUAUCUUACUGGCAUGUUUCAACAGAUCGCGACACUAUAUUUUGCAUGACGAAGGAUACUGUGUUAGGCUAAGUCUCGGCAUGUGCAACAGGACACAGUUGCUGACUGACAUUUAGAGUGCAGUUCUUAGACACCUGUUCCUACAUUGAGCGUCGGCAUAACCGAGUGAACGAGCACAGCGACGGAUGAAAGAGCAAACGCAGAGUGCAGCAGGGGAUGAGACAGCGAUAAGAAAAAGAGCGCGAGGAGAGGAGCGUAGGAGGAGGGUGAAGUGAAACCGUGAUAACCGCAUCGUCUGUUUACUGGUGAUGCCAUCGAUAAGGCAUGCGGCGAGCACGUCCGCCGGUACCAUAUGUGGAAACAAAGUGCUGCAUGAGUGGAGGUCUGUCUGCGGCAGUUGCUGCGAAUGACGCCCACGCGUCACUCAUGCGCUGCCUCUGGCAAUCUCCCAAUCAGGGAAGUAGUCAUGCCACACUUUGCUUCGUUUGCAACGCGUCGCACGAGACAGAUUGUCCACACCAGCCGAUAUAGUAUUGCGAAAUGAAACACGUAUAGAGCUGCGCUCAAAUUUCGUAUUAGGGGGUAUCGUAAUGGCUGGUGAAAAUUUUGAACACAAAGGGAAGUGUGUAAGUAUCCGAUAACCAGGUAGAUAGAAAAAUGGAGUUUGAAGCAACACGUUGCUUCUUUUUUUUUUUUUCAUGUCUGCAGUACAAAAGCUUGCAACAUUUUCCUGGUGUAAUGCUUUAUUGAAAUAGCUGCUUGAAAUUCUGUAAUGGCCAAUGCCACAGGAUUGUACUGCAUUUGGCCGUUGGUUCGGCAUUAGUGCGCUUGUAUGCUAGCCUGAUCUGUGUUGUGCACUGUCGCCAAUUACGGAUGUUGUUUACAACCUUCUUGGUUGCACAUUAGUAGCAGUGUAAGCUGUGUUGCACUAAACAAGUUAGGGGCUUUCUAUUUACAUGUCAGUUUUCACUGCUGCAGCCUUUAAACGCUCAGACUAACUUUGUAGGCACUUCCAGAGCUCCUGGAUAUUUGCUUCAGGGCCCGAGUACCUUUUCUUCUGUUGCUGUCGCAUGAGACUCUGUGAUUAAAUUCAAGCCCAGUCACCAUAGGUGACUACUGGUACAAAUGUAUUAGUAGCAACUUUCUGCAGAGGCUUGUCUUUUGCCGUCAGGCUGACUGGCGGCUAAUUUUGGCAUGACUACACUGACUAUGUUGGCAAGUCUAACCAGAGCUCUUUCGUUGGGAGCUGGUAAUGACAAGUUUCAGUGUCAAGUCAAAGAUUGUGUUGAAGAAGCCAGAUAUUAUUGGAAAGCCAAGAAAUCUUGCCAAGAAAAGCAGGAGUUUGGGCAACAACCUAAAUGGUGGAAAAUUUGUUACCAACUGCCGUGUUUGCGACAUCAAACAUGCAGAUGUUGGAAAAAUUUUGCACGACAGCUGAAAUUUUAAUUGAUUUACUGUAGUAUGUUGGCUCUAUAGGUUGUGUAGUGGUGCCAUGGGUAGGUCGGUAAUCUCUCAUGUUGGGAAAAUCAGGUGUCCAAAAAGUCCAUGGGUGACUGUAUUUCUAUUUGUUGUAGACAGAUUGAGCAAUUACCGUUGCUCAAGUGUGUUCAGUUUGAAGCGGUGAUGGCACAAGCACCCUGGAUUACUAUGUUAAGCGCGCUGUCCUUAUUGCCAGUGUUGUGUUGAGUCCGAGUCCUCCAAGCAUGGAAAGUGUUGUUUUCCCUCACAACAGUAUUCAGUUUUGUGCACAAGAUUUUAGACUUUCACUUAACUCUGCUCCUAUUGGUCGCCUUCAUAGCAAUGCUGGACAUGUGGACAUCAAUGUGUCUUGUCAGAACAAAGAAGAUAAAUGUACAUUGCACAAUUUGUUUAGGAACACUAGCUCGGGAAAGCGACAUGCAGAAAUGGGAGUGGCGAGUAUACUACAUUUGGUUUCAAUUGGUGCAAUUCCUGCGCCUAUUCUUGCAAAUCACCGAACUGAGAAUGUAUUCUGCGUCGAUCACUUACGAGGAGACUUGGUUACUUUUGCCCGACAACGUCCAGUGCAGUACCUCUUUGGAGUGACGAAUAUCCCGUCCACUGGUUUAUCUAAUGAAUGUGCGCUGGAAGUAAUGUCCCCGAAAGCGAUCAGCCAGGAAUUGUGGCCCCCUAGGGCCUCCAACAAUAUUCUCAGAAGAUGACAAAAUUAUUGUGCAUUGGAAUACGAUGUACAUGAGACACCAUUCACGUGAAUGAAAUUUUAGGUCUUCGUGUUUAUAGCACAGGGCUUGGGAAAAUGCAAGGAGUGCCCAGGAUUGUGAAGGCAGCUUCCUCUAAACUGUUACCCAGUUCAUGCAUUGUCUCUGCCUGUGAGCAUUGUGCCGUAAGAGAGAAGCAAGACCUUUGCCAAUUUUUGUCAGGCUUCCGCCGUCGCACUGCACAACACCACUUUGUGUUCCAAGUGUGUAGAAGCCCACUUUCGGUGUGUUGAAUGUGUCAUAACAUUGGGCUUCUCUUACUCAGAUGCUGGGUGAUCGAGUCCAGUACGCUGGAUUCGUAGCACAGAUUUGAAUGUUAUAUGUAGCGCAAUCUCCGGCUGCAAAUGAGAUGAAAAAGAAAAAAGAAAACAAUACAGGAAACAUUUGUUAUAUUCGUGCAGGCAUAAGUUCACUUAGGUAGCACAACUUGUUGCACUGAUUAAUGAGUUGUUCGUUUCAAGUGGGCUCAGCUGUAGACGAUAGCACCUCAAAAAGCAGUCCAUCCUGCUCCUGGCUGUAAGGUAACAAUUGUAAGGCCUGCUCCUACUUGCGCUCUGAUGUCCGGUCUUGCCAUCGAGGACUUAUGGUCUGUGUUUUGAUGUCUACCCAGUGACUGCGUUUAUGGUUGUGUCUUGAUUGCGGUGUUGCUUGCUCAUUUGUAGCAUUGAACAGUCUUUCUGCUGUAUGGGACUUUCUUGGUUUUCUUUUUUUUUCUCAGUUUGCGAUACCCUGUGCCAAACAAAAGCCCCAGUGCAGGGCAUGCGAGUGUUCUAUGCCAAAUCAUUUUAACCCUUUUAUUGACAUACUUCAGUUUUGUUUUUAAUUCACCUUGUUGUGAAUACUUCACUUUUUUUUCCCACCUGUUGCAAUCUUGACACUGGAUAGGUGUCAGAAUCUGGCUAAAGCCCGUUUCACGUGCUACAAAUUGUCAGCGGUAUUGGCUGCGACAGCUUUUCUUCCUCAGCUGAGGUUGCGGUGUAUCAUACAAGCAUGCAUUCACUGCUGGGGAGAGUGGCAGUUGGUGCGGCAGUGUCGUGCUGGAAGCUCUAAAUGUAGAAGAAACAUUUUGCUUAGCUGUGCCCUUUUUAAGACCAAUUAACUUUGAGGAAUAGCUGUAUGUGAAGCAGGCUUUAGCCAGAUUCCAUAUAAUCAGUUGUGCUAACACUCUCGAUGCACAUAGUUACUGGCAUGUAUGCUUAAAGGGUGACAAACAGCGAAAAAACAGUUGUACGAGUUGGUUCUGUAGGCUUCCUGCAUCGACUUUCUCCUUUUCAAGUCGUGGCAAGCUUGACGGUAAAAUGAUAUUCCUAUUGCACGAGGGACCCCCUAGUAUCAACCUGAGCGGCUGUAUAGCUGCCGCUGGUGUCUUUGUCAGGCCCUACCGCUACUAUUGCUCAAGAGAUGGUUGAAGCAUGGGUGUUGCCGCAGCUGUCUCAUGCGUGCCUAUUUGAAAGAGCAGGCUUACGUCUUGAACCUUGUGCUGUGUUUUCUUUGUCUUGCUUGAGGAGGCCACGGCUAGUAGCUUCUGUGAUCGAGUCCAUCCGGGUUGCCCGCUGGCAUGUUUCUUGGGGUGUUCUAUAAUUUCUUGCUGGAGUGACUGCUUUCUGAUGCGUCGAGCAUGCCCGGCACUAGCUGUGGAGGUCCCCGACUGACGUUUGUUUGCCAAGUUGGCCAAGCACCAGUGGCGCUUUUGCACCUAGUAAUGGCUUUGUUCGUAGUGUUCAGUUUGGAGCUGUCGUCUUGCAUGCAUUCCACUGGUUGCCCCCUGACAAGGCACUUGGAACAGCACAGUCACUGCUCACGGCGGCCCACAUUUUGUCGACGAGGAGGGUAGCAGACCUCCUUGUCAUAAGCCGGCUCUGGCAUGGAAAUGCCAAGCUGUGUGAGGUGUCCUCAAGCUUUCUCCAGCGGUCACGUGUCGGCACUUGCAUACUUAAGUGUGUCCUGUAUUAAUUUGGGGUGGACGCAUUCCCUGGGACGUUGCUUCUGUGAAGCCAACGCUGACAGUGACGUGUGGAUGUGUGCGUGCGAAGAAAAAAAGUCAAGCACGAGUUGCUUCCAGCGACGGGAAGACGGUACAGCAAGUGCGUGUCAAUCUUCGCCAGUGAUGCCGGACUGUGACCAUGCUUGUCGAGCGCUGCGCGCAUUUUGUGUGUGCAAUGCCGUUGCCAUGUGAUAUGUGUGUUGUCGCACCAGGCAAAUGGCCCACGUGGAUUUUAAGGCGAGACGUCCACUUGAGAGUGGGCCAGUGUUAAAGGGGGUAAUAAUGGCUUUGGUGUCCUGGCUUGGGCGCUGUAUAUAGGAACCUGUAGAUACAAGAACAGUGAGAGUUUUAUAUUUUUGGAGCAGGAAUAGCGUCUGGCUAUCCUCUUCACACGUGGAAAAGCAAGAGAAAAAAAGAAAAAAAAAACACGACCUCAAUUUGUAUACCUGAGACUGUGCGUCAACACUAGUUUUGAGUUCUCUGUGUGGGCAAUUAGCGUUGUGUAAGCAACAAAAUGGACUCACCCCCGUGUUUCUCUUUGUCACUAAUUUUUCUAGAUCACCUGUACAUGUCAAGACCCUGAAACUAGAAAAAAAAAUUGCUGUUUUAUUUUAUACAUAUAUAUAAAUAUAUAUAAUUAUAAAUAUGAAGAUAUGAAAAGUAUAUAUAUAUAUAUAUAGCUACGUAAGUGUUUUCUACAAUGCUUUGGUUUCAAGCCCGAGGCAAGCUUUACCAUCGUCAGUCUAUGUCUCGUGCCACAGUUCGGGGCACUUUUGUAUAGAUAACGAAUAAAGAGAUGGCUUAACAAGCA